CAGUUCGCGGCGGCCGCAUCAGUUGGCCGAUGCUCGGCGUCGCGGCACGAUCGUUCACCGCCGCCAUCUUGAAUUUACGAAACGCGGGCUAUUUUUUUAAUAAAAAUAAACUAAACGUGUCAACUGUGCCGUUUCCAGUCGUAUUUACACAAAUGUGUACGAAGCUUUAUGUGAAAAAACCGAAGUGAAUCAUACUUUACUGACAGCAUAUCCGAACGGAUUUUAAAUAUUUAAAAAGUAACCAAGCAUUCCAAAUUGAAAAAAAAAAAAACUAACGUUUAAUUUAGUGUUGCCAUAUUAACAUUAACAAGCUUUUUUAAUACUCAAUAAGGCAGACAUUUACGUGAGUAAUAACAGAAAAAAAAAUCGUGUCAAGAUCAAUAAAGUGUGUGUCAAGGGGUUUCUGCAACUUUCCUUUUGUAGAACAAGUUGACUGGAUGACAUCGAUCGUGAUAAAAUAGUGGUGAAUCGUUUAUAUACGACCUCUUACCUUACACGGGCUUAUUGUGGAUGGAUUUUGGCGAAUCCUUUCAUAAUAACUUGUUAAGCGUCAGUGGACCCAAAAAAAAGUGCUCACAAAAAAAAGUGCUAACCCAAAAAAUUAAAGUGAAGUUGAUAACUAUGAAAAGUGUGUGUGCGUGAAAAUGUCGACACAAGCGUACUACAAGGAGCGACUGGGUUUCGACCCUCAAGAGGUGAUGCAGGAUGGGGUGAACGGCGGCGCGUACUACGAAGGUCCCCAUCCUUCGAAACGGCACAGGGGUGAAUCUGCUGACACCCAUGAUCAGGUUUACGAGGAGAACUUGACCAAAUUCAAAGGUACAACUUGUUGGGGAUUCUUUAUUCAACAGUCAGAUGAACGUGAUGCCAUACAAAAGAAGACGUUCACUAAGUGGGUCAACAAACAUCUCAAAAAGGUGAACCGUCACGUGAACGAUCUAUUCGAAGACCUGCGCGAUGGACUCAACCUCAUUUCGCUGCUGGAGGUGCUUUCUGGCGAACACCUCCCGCGCGAAAGAGGCCGCAUGCGGUUCCACAUGCUGCAGAACGUCCAAAUGGCUCUCGACUUCCUCCGCUACAAGAAGAUCAAGCUCGUCAACAUCAGGGCUGAGGACAUCGUCGAUGGCAACCCCAAGCUGACCCUCGGCCUGAUAUGGACCAUCAUCUUGCACUUCCAGAUAUCCGACAUCGUAAUCGGUCAGGAAGCGAACGUGACAGCCCGCGAAGCACUGCUGAGCUGGGCUCGGCGCUCCACUGCCAAGUACCCUGGCGUGAGGGUAGCAGACUUCACGUCAUCAUGGCGAGAUGGACUGGCCUUCAACGCGCUCAUACACAGGAACCGCCCUGAUCUGAUAGACUGGCGUAAUAUCAGAUCAAGACAAGUCCGUGAGCGCUUGGAGACAGCCUUCCAUGUGGUCGAGAAGGAGUACGGAGUAACCAGGUUACUGGACCCCGAAGAUGUGGACACCCACGAGCCCGACGAGAAGUCUCUGAUCACGUACAUCUCGUCCCUGUACGAGACGUUCCCGGAGCCGCCCGCGGUUCACCCGCUGUUCGACGCGGAGUCGCAGCGGCGCGCCGCCGCCUACACCGAGCAGGCCGCACAGCAUCGCGCCUGGUUGCACGAGAAGUGCGCACUUAUGCAGGACCGUGCUUUCCCGUCAACUUUGAUCGAAAUGAAGAAGCUGCUCAGCGAGAGCACGCGGUUCCGCCAAGAAGAGGUGCCGCUCAGGCAGCGCGAGAAACAAAAGCUCUUCCAUCACUACAGGGAAUUAGAGAAAUACUUCGAAUCAGUAGGCGAGUGCGACAUCGAGCCGACGCUGCGACCCGACGCGUUAGAGCAGGCGUGGUCACGUCUCCUCAUGGCGCAGCAAGAGAGGGAGCGAGACCUCACUGACGAGAUCCGACGCCUCGAGCGGCUGCAGCGACUUGCUGAGAAAUUGCACAGGGACAUAAAACAAACCGAAGGCGGUCUUGACAGCGUAGAACGCCACAUCGAGAGCGAGAUCCGACGCGUAGAGCGCGGCGUUCACCCCGCGGACGCGAAGCUCGCUGCCGAACAAAUCGAACAAGAACUCAGAGCUAUGGAGCAUACUAUACAGGAAAUGUUCCAGGACUCCCAUGCCUUGAGGGACGGGAGAUAUCCUCAAGCUGCUGAUUUGCAUCGACGCGUCCAACAAGUCCACGAUCGUUGGCUGAACGCCCGCCAAUCCUUCACCGGGCGUCUGGUCCCGCGCCUCUCAUCCGUGCGCAUGCCGGUCCAACAGACCACGGUCCGCCGUGAGACCCGCACCGUGUUGGAGACCAGAGUCCAUGACGCUGACCCGAAGUUCCAGCAGCUCAGUGAGGCUACGAGAUGGUGUAAGGAGAGAUUGAAAAAACUCCACGAAUCGGACUACGGUUCUGAUUUGCCGUCAGUUCAGCACGAGCUGGACAAACAUCAGAGAGAGCACAAACAGAUCGACCAGUUCCAUUCUAAGGUGGAACAAUGCGUGCACAACCGCUCGAACUUCAGCGGAGAAGAGCUGAACUUGUACAAUCAACAUCUCAGUCAGCUGCAGAAGUUGUAUGCUGAACUGCUGUCUACCAGUACUAAACGCAUGUCAGACCUAGACGCUCUCCAAGACUUCUUACAAUCAGCGACAGCUGAACUCAACUGGUUGAACGAGAAGGAGCAAGUGGAACUCUCACGCGAUUGGGCAGACCCACACAUUAAUCUGCCUGCUGUACAACAUUAUUAUGAGCAACUGAUGUCAUCGCUAGAGAAGCGAGAACUACAGUUCAGCAACGUCAUCGACCGUGGAGAAGCGCUCAUCGCUCAACACCACCCCGCUACCAAAACUAUCGAGUCUCAUCUGCAGGUGAUGCAGUCGCAAUGGGCGUGGGUGCUACAACUGACUUUAUGUCUUGAGACGCAUCUCAAGCAUACCACACAGUACCACAACUUCUUCGAAGAGGUCAAGGAGGCCGAGAAAUGGAUACAGAAACGCGAAGAAGCCCUAAACACAACAUUCUCGCAGUCCGAAUUCACCCUGGACCAAGGUGAACGACUUCUCAAAGGCAUGCAGGAACUUCGCGAGGAGCUGAACUCUCACGGAGGCCUCGUGUCGCGCCUCGUAGAGGACGCGCAGGAGAUCCGCCCUGUGAAGCAGAGGAGGGCCCCUAUUACGAGGCCUAUUAGGGCCGAAACUGUUUGCGCUUAUAAGCAUGCUAAUAUGAGUAUCGAGAAAGGCUCAGCAGUGACAGUAGUGGACAACAGUGGCCGCAGUAGAUGGCGCGUGCGGCUAGGCGGAGCCGGCACCGACGUGCAGCUGCCGGGCGCCGUGCUGGCACUGCCGCCACCCUGCCACGACGCCGUCGACGCCGCCGCCAGGCUGCGCAGCGCUUACGAUAGGGUAAUUCAACUAUGGCAGAGGAAACAGCUGAGGAUGCGUCAGAACAUGAUCUUUGCUACCAUCAAGGUGGUGAAAGGAUGGGAUUUCCCACAAUUCGUAGCCAUGGGCGCGGAACAACGCCAAGCCAUCAGACGCGCGCUGAACGAGGAUGCAGAGAAACUCCUCGCGGAAGGUGACCCUGCUGACCCUCAGCUGAGGAGACUGCGCCGAGAGAUCGAUGACGUCAACCGACUGUUCGACGAGUUCGAGCGAAGGGCUAGGGCUGAAGAGGAAUCGAAGAACGCCGCCCGCAUAUUCACAGAGCAGUCAUCGAACCUUCUAGAACGCCUGGAUGUGCUGGAACGACAGCUGCACGAGAGGAUCGCGAGCCACAUCCCUCGCGAUCUCGACACGUUGGAACACCUGGUGCUGCAGCAUAAGGAUUGGGAGACCAGUGUACAUGCGCUGAACAGCGAUGUGGAGGAAGUACAGGCUACGUUUAGAGGCAUUGCUCUCAAGACUCCCGCUAUGAAGAAGAGCCUCGACAAGGUGAUGGGCAAGUGGAACGACAUGCAGACCAAGAGCCAACUCUUUGUCGAAAGGCUGAAGUUCGUGGAGAUCGUAGUGAACAGCAUGGAGGAGAAUCACCAGACGAUAUCAGAGUUCGAGAUCAAACUCGCUCAGUUCAACGACCUGCCGAAUGAUGUUGAACUGUUGAAGGAUAUGCACGAAGAUCUUCUCCGCAUGCAAGUAGCAGUAAGCAAGCAACAGAUCCAAGUAGACCAAAUGAAUGAUGACGCGGAGAACUGCCGCCGUCUGGUAGAAACCUCUCGAGCUGGUCUCCCGCACUCCUCACUGCCGAGAGCAGGGAAACACAUCGACCUGGAGAGACUGGAUAAGGAAGUCUCUCAGCUGAAUAAUAGGUGGAAUAAUGUGUGCAGUCAGUUGGCUGAGAGACUCCGUAGCUGCGAAGCGGCCUACCAACUCCUGCGCAACUACAGCGCCGGCCUAGAGAAAGAGGCUGAAUGGAUCGACGAUGCAUACAGCAAGUUGCAGGCUCAGCCUCCCAUCGAAGUCAAGCCCAGGGAACACUUCGAACCAACCAGGAAUCUACUUACUACCGUCGUGGAGAGGACACCUAAGAUUGAAAAGGUUAACGUUGAUGGUGGCAGAUACAUAAGGGAGGCUAAGAUUUACUCGUCCCGCUGCCAACGAUACGCCGAAUGGCUAUGCGAUGAGGUCCACCCAUCCCUCGACAUGCGCCAACUUCGUCGUCAAGCCGACAUCGAGCUGGCCGAGCGCUUCCGAGCGAGGGGCCGAAGUGAUCCCGAACGGAUCCCGAGUGGAUCCGAGGCUGUGGCGAGGGAACUGGAUGAUCUGAACGCGAACUACCAGAGACUCAUGGAUAUGCUGUAUGAGAGGCUUCGAAGGAUCGCCGCCGCUAAUCCGGGAGACAUCGUCACUUUGCGUCUCGUUGAGGCGAUGGCGCCUCGAUCGGCGCGGUCAUUCCGCCAGGAGUUCAAUAUGCAAGACUUGACCACUGAACAUACUUAUACUUCGCAUUAUACCACAGAAAAAUACGUCAGAACGUCACACUCAACCGAGCUAGACGGUCAACCAGUUAUAAAAUCCAUGACCAAUGGCAAAUUAAAUUCACCUAAUUACACAACGAAAACAAUCAUAACAGAAGAUGACAGACCUGACGUAAGAAAACUAAAACGAGUCCACAGAAUGUAUGAAGGACCAAACAUUAUUGAAUCUAAAGGUAUAUUGCAUCCCGAGACUAGAGAAAUACUCACAGUCGGUCAAGCAAUCAGUAUGAGAAUACUUGAUGUUCGAACGGGAAGAUUGCUAUCAGCCCCCGACACAAGACAGACAAUGACUAUUGAACAAGCAGCCCAAGAAGGUCUCAUAGACCCUAAACUGGCUGCACGGUUAACAGGACCGUGCGGUAUGACAGAAGACGGAAACGAAGUCACAUUAUUAGAAGCUAUACAGAGAGAAUUAUAUGAUGCGGAACAAGGACUAUCAGAUCCUGCAGAGAAGAGAAUCAAGGUAACUGUUGAAGGCGAACAGUCAUCACAAGGAAUGAGUAUCUCGGAUGCAUUGAAUCGAGGACAAGUUGAUUUACAAAGAGGUCUAUACAGACUACCAAAUGGAAGCUACAUAACUAUUGCCGAAGCCUAUCAAAGAGGAUACCUCAUUUAUAACGAGAUUAUCAAAAUAAAAUCGAGUGCUUUGUGUCUGUCUGACGCAAUUAGUCAAGAUUUAGUUGAUAAUAGCGGUUGGAUUUUGGAUAGGAAUUCGGGCGAUAGAUACCAAAUUGACAUUGCUAUUCAAAAUGAACUUAUUAAUCCUAAUAUUAGGGAAGUAGUUGAUCCUAAAAAUGAUACUAAAGUAACGCUUGCUGAAGCGAUAGAGAAGAAUAUUAUCAAUACUAAACAUUCUAAAUACAUUCAUACAGUAACUAAAGAAAAACUUACUUUCAAAGACGCGGCAAUCAAGCGGUAUAUUUGCAAACCCAUGACACUCAAAGACGUCUGUGACAACAAUCUUAUGACCAACGAUGGUAAGAUUCUAUCUCCUGCUAAUCGGGCUCCUUUGAACAUCCUUGAAGCUAUUUCAGCAGGCGUUCUAGAUAGCGAUAACGUAAAAUGCAUCACAAAUACAACGACAGGCGGUCUCUUAACGCUGUCGGAGGCUUUAGGCGCAAAAAUAAUUUUACAUGACAAUAAAUUCCGCGAUAACCUUACAGGAGAAAUAUGUACUAUUCCUGAGGCAGUAGACCGUGGGCUCAUAACUUCUGUUUCUCAAAGAUCCAUUUUCGAUAUAGACGGUUUCAAAGAUCCAAAAACAGGAGAAUUCGUAUCCUUCAACAUUGCUCUAAGCAAAGGCAAUCUCAAAUACGUAAACGGUGAGACUUUCCUUAAAUCUGAAACUGGAGACUGGGUAUUCUUAGAAGACUGCACUAAGGUGUCUUUAGUUAGGGCUGAAGUUUUAGAAAUGUUUAAUCGUAAGAUAGGCGUGUAUGAGAAUGGUAAGGAAUUGUCAGUUUUAGAUGCAGUUUUCAAAAAUGUUCUAGAUCCAAAGACUGGUCAUUUGUUAGACUCAACAACCAAAAGGCCUAUUCCUUUCAACAAAGCUGUAGAAAUAAAUAUGAUUACUCCCGAAGGCGCGGCUUUACUAAAUUCGCUUCUUAAUAUUACACUUACUUUACAAACUGUUACCAAGACAGUUAAGCGCUAUGUAACAGUAACUAAUACAAGUGCUACGCAGAGAUCUGAAACAAUAAUCACGUUCGCAGAGGCGAUAAGACGUGGACUUAUUGAUGAAAAUACACAAACCUUUACUGAUCCUACCACUGGAACAGUGUUCCCAAUACAACAAGCCUUAGACGAAGGCUUGCUAGGAGUCGAAAAGAACGAACCACGCGUUGUCCAUAUAUCUGAUCGUGUUAGCAAGAAGGAUUUGGUACCCGGCCAAGUAGUCGAACUUAAAAUUACGAAAAAGUCGUAUAUCAAAGAUUUACCACCAAGUCCUGAAGGUAAAGUGCAAAGAGAUAGUAGUAGGCCAGAAACUGUUAAAAGCCCUGACUUUGCCAUUCACGAAAUGCAACCGCGCGAGGGUAUGGUACAAGAAAUUAGGACAGUUACUUCAAAAUCGGUCGUUAGUGAACCUACGGUUACUUCUAUGACUAUUAAAAAGAACACAAUAGAGUUACCACGCGGUGGUUGGACAUUAAAGGAAGCUAUUCAACAAAAUCUGUUUGACCCAACUACCGGUAUGUUUAUUAUUCCUGGCACAGACAGAGUUUUAGAUCUGGAGGAGGCUAUUAAGAUUAAUAUUGUCAACGGUGACUCUGCAAAUGUAGUAGAUCCCAAAUCUAGAAAAGAAGUUCCACUUUACCGAGCUUUAGAGUCACGUAUAAUCGAUAGUACAGGUCAUUACAAACAUAAAACUGAAAUUAUCACAAUGAAAGAGGCAAUCGAACGUAGGUUCAUUACUUUCAUUCAAUUAACUUCAACAACACAUUCACAAAAAGUUAUUACUAUAACGUCAGUAGCGGGCAUGCCUGACAAGAUGGAAAUAUCUGAAAUGUAUGAUACUCCGUCUCAUGAAACUAUUUCCGAAGAUCAAUCUGCCUUAGAACCUGUUCAGGUUACACCUGGAGUCAUCUUUGAUCCCGCCACUGCUUUAGUUAUUUCCACCUCGUCAGGUGUAUCUGAAAACGUUUUAGAAGCAGUAGACCGCGGAAUACUGCCAGCAAAUAGUGUCAAAGUAAUUGAACCUCAAUCGGGUAGGCCAAUAUCACUAAAACAAGCCGUUGAUAAAGGUAUUGUCAAUCCAAAAACAGGUGAAUAUACGGACAAGACAGGGAAGAGAAUAACUCUAGUUGAUGCAGCUAAAAUAGGUCUGGUAGCUGUGGUUGGAGCACCUUUAGUUGCAGCAUCUAAAGUUAUUCAAGUGGUUAAAAGUACGAUGGUUGUGGACCCUCAAACAGGUGAAAAUCUGCCAAUGGAAGUCGCUUAUGAAAGAGGUUUAGUAGAUCCAAUAACAUACAAAAAAUACGAGGAAUCAAUUAGGGAUAGAACUCCUGACAUGGAGGUAACUGAAGAAGUUAAGACUUCUAGUACCAGUAUUGUGACCUAUUCACAAGUUACCACGACAAAAACAUUACCAUCUGAAACUACCAUAACAGUUGUAGUAGAUCCAAAAACUGGGGAGAAGCUACCCAUUGACGUAGCGUACGAAAGAGGCCUCAUUGACCCAGUAUCAUACAAAAAAUAUGAACUGUCGAUAAAAGAAAAAUCUCCUGAUUUUGAACAAAGAUUAAUUAGUUCACCAAGCUCUAGUGGCGUUACGUUCACACAAGUAUCCAGUGUUACUACCCCAGACAAAAUGGUCACUAUGGUUGUUGACCCCAAAACGGGUGAGCAGCUUCCUAUUGAAGUUGCAUAUGAAAAGGGAAUUCUAGAUCCUAUUACAUACAAAAUAUACCAAGAUGCUGUUGCUAUUAAACAGCAAGAAGUCCAACCUGUAACAGGUAAAACUGUUCCGGGUACAAGCACAGUUACAAUCUCUCAAGUAAGCAAGCCCGUAUCCGUCGGUGCGGCAGUUUCUGAGGGAUUCAUUACUGUGGAAUCAAUUCAAAAUAGUCUUUCUGCAGAUAAUAGAAGAGUUAUUGAAUCUCCUACAACCACUGAUAAAACGAAAACAAAACCAACUGAUGUGGUCCAAAUCAUCAAGUCUACAAUUAGUACUAAGCCUAAGUAUAAAGUUAACAUUGGCAGGGAGCAAACGCCUGAAGCUCAGGUCUUAGAAAAACCAGUAGUGUUACAAAAACUUAGGAAACAUGUCGUUACUCCUCUCGAGGCUGUCGAACAGGGAUUGGUAGAUAAAGAAACAGCUAAAAUUCUAGAAUCUGUAAGAGUGUACAAGGAUGAAAGUGGUUCACCUAUUACACUUGAAAUAGCAAUAGAGAAAGGUAUUAUUGAUGAAAACAAAGGCAAAAUUGUGGAUCCAGUUCGAGGUGAUGUUCUUACCAUAAAGGAGGCCAUAAAGAGAGGUAUUUUGGAUAUUGAGGGUCAGGAUGAAGUAUUGAUCCCGUUAGCUAGGAGUCUAACUAUUCCAGAAGUUCUGGAGCAGGGACUUCUUGAUCCAGUAACGGGCAAAAUAGUUCAUCCUGAAACUGGAAGCCUCUUAACUUUAAGGGAAGCUAUCAUUUGCGACAUUGUAGAUCCUUUAUCUAGCAUUACUCUUGCGCCUGGAAAGAAGAUCACAUUGGCGGAAGCCGUUGAAAGGAAUAUUAUAGAUAAUGACAAGAAUGUCGUUAAAACAAGUGAUGGACCACUCGAUUUCGUAUCAGCAGUAAACGCGCAGGUGUUCUCUGAUUCUGAAAUCAAGCCCAUCAUUGAUAUUCCGCCAGCAGCCAUGACACUAAAUAUUGCGAUCAAGAAGAACCUUAUAAAUCCACAUACAGGAGAGAUGAAACAUCCUCUAACAGGAGAAAUGACGCCUGUGGGCGAUGCUGUUAAGAAAGACCUGAUCAUGGCCAUUCCUUACCCUCAAACAUCAGAGACCAUAACGCUGGAGGAAGCUCUUGAUAAAGGAGCUGUAAACCUCAAACAAGCUACAUUUACUGAUCCCAAGUCUAAAGAAGUCAUUCCAUUGGAUAAGGCUUUAGAAAAAGGUCUUCUAGCUGUCAAACCUAUGACAGAUAUGCAAGCAACUGGUAUUAUAACCACUACUACUGAAACGUUUACGUCUCAGCACACAGUCACGACUAAAAUGAUCGAACUUCUUGCUGAUUACGUUCUCGUGAGCUCAAACGAGGUUCAAAAUACCAAGACUGGAGAAAUAAUAUCUAUUGAUGAGGCUCGCCGCCAAGGUAUUAUUCGAGAUGAACAAACAAGCAAGGAACAAUUUACGACUAAUGAUACGAACUUCAGUUUUGAAGAUGCACUUAAUCUCGGAUACAUUAACAUCGAAACAGGUACAUUUACACACCCUAAGACUGGUGAAACGGUAACGAUUUCUGAAGCCGUUACCACUGGGCUAUUAAAUACUGAAGUUCCAUCAGAAUCAGGAAAAUCAAGUCCAAAGAAGCAAGUUUUAGAAAUGUUGGACCUAAAUGAGGCAUUUGAGCUCCUCUUUGAUGAGAAAACGCAGAAGUUUAGAGAUCCAAAGUCACCAAACAAAGUGCUCACAUUUAAAGAAGCACUUGACAAGAAAAUUAUUAACCCUGAUUCUGUUAUUUACAAUGUUGAAGCUGGAAAGCCAGUAACUUUGAAAGAAGCGCUUAAUUCGGGAUUAAUUGACAAGAAGACAGGAAAAUUGAAAGAACCUAAAACAGGCAAGUCCCUUGAUAUUAAAAACGCUGCAAAGAUGGGAUUAAUUGCUGUUGUCGCGGCUCCAGUAUUAGCUGGAAUGGCUGUUGUACAAGGAGCUAAGUCAGUUACCAGCAAGAUAAUGCAGCCUAAACAAGAACAAGCUGUUGAGUCUUCCAGUCGUAUUGUUACCUCAGAAAAGACCACAGUAUAUGAACCAGUUGGACAUGACAAAGACAAGAAAUCAUCGGAUAAGGAUAAGAGACCAAUUGUUUCUGAUGUUCACAAACCUGGAAAAGUGGAUGAUAAACCACAAAAAUCAUCACCACAAACACCAACAGCAGCAGAACAAACACCGAUAACUGUUAGUAAGACUGUAACUGUCACAAAAAAACCUGAUGCAUACGACAUUCAAGAAGAAUUAGUUGCAAGUCAGGAUACUACCGUAACUGAAAAUGUGGUUAUCGAAAAAACUACCAUUGUUACCAGUAAAGAUGAAAAGCCUGAAGAUGAACGCUUGAAACAAAAACCAAAAUCGAUUAAAGAAGCUAAACCCGACCAGCCGAGCACCGAUCUUGUCACCGAGCAGACAACUGUAACUGAGGUUCUUAAAAAACCUAAAGAACUCGUUCCUAAAGAUGUCGAUACUACGAAGGGUAAACAUAUUGCUGAAAAGCCUAGUCCGACAGUGGAUAUGGAACACGUAGUGUUUGAAGAGAAACCAGUGAUUCAAGAAUUCACAGAACGCACUGCUGAAGGUGAAGAAGUAGUUACUGUGACAAAAACUACUGUAACUAAAACCAUUUAUGAUACAGCAGAAGAAGCUGUACCAAGUGAUAAGCAAGAUCAAUCACCUACCAGCUUGCCUCAGCCAGGCAAAGAAAGAACACCAACUAGUGAAAGUAAAACUGUUGUCCAAGAAAAGACCACUGUUGUGACUAGCGCUCCUGAGCAAACUACAGUUAAACCCGCCGAUACACAAAUAUUACCAUCACAACGACCAGAAGACUUGAGUUCAAAGCCUGGUUACAGCUUUACGAAAUUCGAUGAUGGCCCGACCAUCGAAGAAAUCCAUGAGGUAACUCCCGAUGGAAAAGAAAUUACCAGAAUAGUUAAAACAACGGUAUCCAAGUCAGAGCCUACUGAGUUUAUUACUGAACAUAGUAGUACUGUGAUAACUUCCUCAUCCUCCACAUUUACCACCGUCGAAAUAACACAAAAUGAAUCAUCUUCAUACCAAGUAGUUACUGAAGAAACAAGUGGACCUCAGGACUACACAGAAACCGUUAUACAAGAAUAUCAGGUCACGGAAGCGCCAGAUGAACCUGAUGAUGUUCAAGCAACAAGACAAUACAAAGUGUCACCACCUAGUGAAAAAGAGGAAGGAACUGACAAAGACAGUGCACUUCCCAAAGGUGUAUUACCAACUGACAAAGUCAAAGAAGUUACAGAACCUAAAGAAAAACCUGCUAAGAUACAGAAAGAUCUUGAACCUGAGAAGCCUGUAGAAGUCGCUCCGGGUGUAAUUUACGACCCCAACACUUCAGUUGUUAUUUCUGCCAAGGAAGGGGUCGCUGAUAAUUUACUGGAAGCUGUAAAUAAGGGAAUAGUACCCGCAGAUACUGUUAAGGUUGUUGAACCAAAGACGGGUAAAGAAAUUACUUUAAAAGAAGCUAUUAAAAAGGGUGUUGUUGACAGCAAAACCGGAGAGAUUAAAGAUAAAUCUGGUAAAAAGAUUAGUAUUGGCGAUGCAGCUAAGAUAGGUUUGAUAGCCGUAGUCGGUGCACCUAUAUUAGCUGCUGCUAAAGUAGUCCAAGUAGUAAAGAACGCUGUCGUAGUUGAUCCUAAAACAGGCGAAAAGCUUCCAUUAGAUGAAGCACGUGAGAAAGGUCUUGUCGAUCCUGAUACUUAUAAGAAGUAUGAGCAAUUGAUCAAGACAACUACUCCUGAAGAAAUAACAACUGUAAGCUAUGAUGUGACUACUACUCAAGGGCCAACAGAAGUUACUUACACAGAGACUAUCAUUCAACAUGGUACUGUCACCACGACACAUACUAUUCAAGAACUUAGCAGUCAAACAACUGAGUCUCCCACAACAGUCAUCUCUGAAAUUACAACUUCUACCGUCCCUGAACAGAAAAUGAUUGGAGUAGGUAAAACAACACCAAUCAUUACUGUUAAUGAUGGUAAAUCUGUUUCUGCUAUGCUUAUCGAUGCUGAACGACAGCCUCUGAGAGUAAUUGAAGAGAUCACGGAACAAAAUGUAACAAAAGAAAAAUCUGAACCUAUCAAACCCCUUUACGAAAACAUACAACUAAUUGACGCUAUUGCACAAGGUAAAAUUGAACCUAAAGUUUGCAGAAUUAUCAUUAACGGUGUUGAGUCGCCACUCACAGUACAGGACUCUUUAGAACAGGAACAAAUUAGUAGGUUCGCUCCAGUUGAUGUAAUAUCUAAAAACUGCGUAGUAGUCAAAGAGCUUAAACCUAGUUACUCUGUAGCUAUUUCUCAAAGACUGACUCCGGAAGAGCUGUCUGAAAUGGGAGUAUAUGACAUAGAAAAACAGGUAUUCUUGAAUCCAGAAACUGGUGCUAAAAUUACUUUCGAAGAACUUGUUUACGGUUUACAGAUUUUCGACCCAGAAACUCUCUUAGUAAAAGAUUUAGGUUCUAAAUCUGACGAUUACAUCUCCUUUGAUGAAGCUAUUGCUAGACCCAUUAUCGAUAAAACAACAGGGCAUAUGGUUAAUCCUAAGACUGGUAAACGCGUACCUUUCCUAGAAUGCGUACAAUUAGGGUGGAUAGUUGAAAAACCAGAGGACGUCUCUAUUCCAGAACAGGUUACCAUUGAAUCAGCAUUAGAACAAGGUCUGUACAACGCGAAAACGGGUGAGAUUAAGGACGUCAAUACCGGAGCAUUAGUGCCGAUAGGACAAGCCAUUGAAAAGGGAUUAGUCGACCAGGAAUCUCUACUCAUUAAGGUACCCCGUACUAAUGAAAUAAUUUCUCUGUCAGACGCUAUUGAACGUAACAUCAUUGAAAUUCACGAGGGUGUUAUAACCAUCGUGGAAACACGUGAAAUUAUCGAAAUAUCUGUUGCUAUACAGCGCGGUUUUAUCACUGUUAUUCGUAGACCCAUUUCCAUCGAAGCGGUCAUUGAGAAUGAUAUGUAUGAACCUAAAACAGGUAAAAUUAAGGACAAAGUAACUGAACAAUUAGUUAGUGUCGGGGAUGCAGUAGAUAGGAAUAUCGUACAUCCAACCAUUUCAGAAAUUAAAGAUACUGCUUUAGAGAAAUUCGUUCCUCUUUCUGAAGCUCUUGAUACUAAAUUAAUUGAUCCUGAAACAGGCAAAAUCAAGGACAAAAAGACUGGUAAAGACAUUCCAUUAGACGAUGCAUUAAAGAAGGGAUUAGUUGCCACCAAAGCGGUGACCUUCUCUCUGUUUGAUAUUAUAGAAUUAGGAUAUUAUUCACCCGAAACCGGAAAAGUUAUGAACCCUAGAACUGGCCAAUUUAUUACAUUGAAGGACGCCAUACAAGAUAAACUUGUAGAUCCUUCUGAGGUUAAGAUCAAAGAUGAUAAAUCUGAAGCAGUUGUGCCAUUUGAUAAAGCAGUCAAGUCGGGUCUUAUUGAUUUAGAAAAGGGUGUUAUUACUUCCCCACUAUGUAAUCUCAAAGAUGCUUGCGAUAAAGGAUACUUGCUCAGUGACAAAAAGCCUUGGUCACUACAAGAAGGUCUUGUGCAAGGCUUCUACGACCCAGAAACAGGUCUUCUCACUAUAAAUGACGUUACCAUGACUCUUGAAGACGCAAUUAAGAUUGGUAACAUCAACCCCGAAGCUCUGACUGUAAGGAACUCUGUUACUGGAGAAAUUAUAUCAUUAGCGGAUGCCAUUAAAGUAGGUAUUGUUGACUCUAAAGAAGGUAAAGUUAGAGAUCCCAUUUACGGUGACAAGAUUUCCCUCACGGACGCUUCAGAGCGAGGUUUGAUUGUGCCUGCUAAACGUAAACUUAGCUUACCAGAAGCAGUCUUUAAAGGCUUUUACGAUCCUAAAACCGGCAAAUUCUCGAACCCUCUAAGCAAAGAAAAAAUACCUACCGAUAGGGCUAUUAAGAAACGUUUGAUUGAUCCGCAGUCUACAUUAGUUCACGCUGCUGGUAAAGUAAUUCCAUUCGAAUUUGCAGUGGAUAGAGGUAUCGUUGAUAGUAGGACCGGCACCAUCAGGUUAGGUGACGAGAAUAUUGAUUUCCGCGAAGCCUUCGAAAGGGGAAUACUUGUUGAGGUACGCAAACCAAUGUCUCUCAUAGAAGCACUUGAAAAGGGUGUUUACAAUGAAAUUACCGGACUUUUCAUGGACCCGCAGAGUGGCAAAAAAUAUACUUUAGUGGAAGCCAUCAAAAUGGGCUUAGUCGAUGCUCAUUCUGUUCACAUCUUAGACAACAGGCUAGGCAAAUGGGAUAAGAUUACUUUACCAGAAUCUUUAGAAACCGGGGUUAUUGAUGAUCAGACUGGUAAGAUUAGAAAUAUUAACAGCGACAACGAAGAGAUCAGUCUCCGUAAAGCAUUCGAAAUAGGUUUGUUAGUAGAUAGCAAGGCGCCUAUCAGUCUUCAACGUGCCUUACACCAAGGCCUUUACGAUGACAGUACCGGUAAAAUCAUCGAUCCCGCAACGAAUCGUAAGAUUACCUUGCAUGAGGCUAUUAGGAGAUCUAUCAUCAGUCCAAAAUAUCUUUGCUAUUUCGACAAGAAAUCUGAAAAACCUUUGUCGCUAGGUGAUUGUUGUCGCAGCGAGAUAAUCGACAGGAGAAGUGGCAAAUUCCAUGAGCCAGGUUCCGAUGUCGCCAUCUCACUGUCUGAAGCAAUGAGCUUAGGUCUUAUUGUAGAUAUUGAAAGCGCAGGAUUCACUCUAUAUGAAGCUUUAGCUAUGAAUAUGUACAGUAUCAACGAACUUGCAUUUAUACAUCCCGUUUCCGAAAGACCAAUCACUCUUAAGACGGCUAUAGCUGAGGAACUCAUUAACCCUGAGACCUCACUUGUAAAACAUAUUCCAAGCAGUAAAUAUAUCAAACUAACCGAAGCUAUUGAAAGUGGCAUUAUUGAUGACGAGAACAGCAUUUAUAUCUUACCAAACGGCAAUCAAAUUAAUCUUCUUGACGCUAAGCAUCGCGGCCUGAUAGUAACAACUAAGAAGAAUCUGAGCCUCGAAGAGAUUAUUAGAAACGGUCUCUUCAGAGCUGAUAACGGUAAGAUUGUUGAUCCUAGCACCAACGAAUUUAUCGAUAUAAACAAAGCUAUUGAAAUUAACCUACUCAACCCUGAUCUUACCGUAGUUAAAGAUAACUUCACCAACAAAUUCAAGCCCCUUCCAAAUGCCAUUCAACAAGGCGAUGUAGACGUCAGUAAGGGCAGAGUUAUUGAUACAAAGGCGAAGAAAACGUAUAGUUUAGAUAUCGCUUUUGACAAAGGUCUUCUCGUGACCGUUAUCCAACCUAUCACGUCUCAGACAGCUAAGAAACAUGUCACAGAGUCGUUAGCCUCUAAAGAGCCGACUCUUAGAGAAUUCACAUUAGACGAAGCUAUAAAAUACGAAUUUAUCGAUCCCGAAACAGCUGUCAUUAAAGACCCUCAUAAGAAUAAAUACAUUCCAUUAAAAUUAGGCAUCACUGAGGGCAUUAUCGAUAAAAACGCGAAGGGCUCAUUCGAUACACAGAAUAGGUCCCGUACACUUUGUUUCGUCUUUGAAAACGGUUUGAUUGUGUACGUCCGCGAACCUCUAACGUUUGAGCAAGCGAUCGAAGAAGGUCACUUGAACAUCGCUACCGCUCGCUUUACGGAUCCACAUUCCAACGAAGUGCUUACAAUUCGAGACGCGGCCGCUUUAGGCUACAUAGACCCAGACACAGCGCUCAUAAAAGAUAAUCUCAAGAAAAGGCUAGUCAAACUCCCUGAGGCAUUCCGUAAAGGCCUUAUGGACGCCGAAAAGGGCAACAUACUAGACACAGAGACCUCUAAACUGAACACCUUAACGGCCGCCAUUGAAAGUGGGCUCCUCAUGACUCCUAAGAAGAGCUUCAGCUUAAUUGAAACCUUGAACUUCGGUAUAUACAAUCCUACCACCGGAGCUCUCAAUGAUCCAUUCAUUACGACCAGCGUGAUGGACAGGAAGAGGUUGAACUUAGGCGAAGCGAUCGCUCAAGGAAUCGUAGACCCGUCAAGCACUGUCGUUAAAGAACCCGAGACAGGAAAGAUAAUGCCAUUGGUACAGGCGAUGGAACAGAAACUAGUUGAUCCCGUCGAAGGCAGGCUCACCAUAGAUCCAGUUAAAUCUAUCAGUCUGGACUUAGUCAAAGCUCUGAAGAAGGGCUACUUGCUGCCAGCAGAAACAAGGCAAGCAGUUGAGGAGAAAUACAGGCUUUGCGAUGAGACCUUGUCUAAGUUACUGGAAUGGAUCGCUGUGGUGGAAGAGAGACUGGCUAACCAGGAGGCCGUUAAGGAAGAUAUGGAUGAACUGAGGAAUCAAAUUAAUAUUCUUAAGCUGAUCAAGGACGACCUGGAGAGCCACCAGCGCCAGGUGUCAGCCUGCGCAGACCAGGCCAAGCAGCUGCUCGUCUCCGGAGGCGACGUGCUGGCUCCUCAUGAGGUGGCAGCACUGGAGCGUGGCGUGAGACAGCUGAAGCAGCGUUGUGACAAGUGCACAGAUAAAUGUGACAAGAUGCUGCGCCGUUUGGCCGCAGCUAGGGACGAGCUGGGCAAAUUCAGCAACGAACUAAAUGCCUUCAACACCUGGAUGGAGAGCGCGUACCGUACUCUAGAAGACAAAGAGGCAGCUCUCUCCAAGCUCAACAGCCUCCCCGACCAGAGCGAGGAUGUGCGCGAGUUCGUGUCGGAUGUCAUCGCGCAUCAGGCUGAUUUGAGGUUCAUUACUAUGUCGGCGCAGAAGUUCGUCGAUGAGAGCAAGGAAUUCCUCUCAAUCCUCAACGAGUACCGCACGUCCCUUCCCUCCCGCCUCUCCCACAUCGCUCCGCGCGGCGACAGCGCGGUGCGGGAGGGCGCGGGCUCGGCGCGGCGCCGACACGCGGACCUGUGUGCGCGGGCGCAGAGGCUGCAGGACAGGCUGAGAGGAGCCGCUGAUGUUACCCGACAUUAUCAUGAUGCUCUGCAGAGGGCUGGCAGGUGGAUUAGUGAGGUGGAACCACAAGUGAACUCAGCGCUAUCCGAGCCAGUGGGCGGAGAGCCGCGAGCGGUGGAGUCGCAACUGUCGAAGGCCAAAGCUUUGCACAACGAGAUCAUCUCGCAGGGACGGCUCAUUGAUAAUGCUAAGGAUGCUUGCGAGAACCUAGUAAAAUCCCUAGAAGGCAAUCUCACCCCAUCUGAGAUCCGCCAACUCGAAGUGCCCGUUCUAGACCUGACUGCCCGUUACAAGGACAUAGUCGAGGGUAUAGGGUCACGGUGCUCGGAGCUUGAAGCUGCCUUACUGCAGUGCCAGGGUCUGCAGGAUGCUGCAGAGACUCAGGCACACUGGGUCGGACAGGCUGAGAGCUUGUUCAAGAGCCAACAAAAACCAGCCUCCCUUAUCCGGGAACGCCUAGACGAACAGAUGCGCGAACAACGCAUCGCCAUUGGCGAGUUGGAAGCCAGACGGCCAACGUUGGCCAAACUGUUGGCCAGCGCCCGCCAAGCUGCGCUCACGCCUUCAAACGCGAGAAUCGCUAAGAAAUUAGAGCAGAGAGCUGAUGAUAUUUAUGCAAGAUACGAGAAACUACUGGAACGUUCGAGCAAACGCGGCGAGUUCCUCGAAGAAGUAUCAUCAGAGUUGGCCCAGUUCACCGCUCAGGCCUCGACGCUCGACGCUGCGUACUCCCAGCUGAUCGAACAAGCUGAUACCAGGGAGCUGGCUAGGAUGCCUGCUGAGGAGAUAGGGGGCAGGUUGACGCAGUUGGCUCAGUUCAGGGACAAACAAAUGCCACUAUUGGAGGAAUGCCUACGCAACGGCAAACAACUCAUCUCUAAGAAGGAUGUUACCGACACACAUGUCAUCCGUGAUAGGAUGAAGGCUCUAGAGAACCAGUGGCGUGAUUUCAACGCUACUCUAGAAGAGAAACAGAAGCUGUCCAAGCAGAGAGCCGACCAACUCAACCAGUACGAGAGCCUUAAGAUACAAGUCCUAGACUGGCUGCAAUCCAUGGAGAACCGGGUAACCCGGUUACAACCGGUAGCAGUGGACCUCGACGUUAUCAAACAACAGCAGGACGAGCUCAGACCCCUGGCUAAGGAGUACAGGGACUUCUCUAUUACUAUCGAUAAGGUGAAUGAAGCCGGUGCGGUUUACGAGGCGUUGACCCGCGGCGACCGCGCGGACAGUCCGCAUAGAAAGCGACAGAUCUACAGCCCUACUAAACGACAGACGCCUAGCCGCACAUUGGACGGUCGUUCCCCAUCACCCAGCAAGGGCCACGGUCUUGUCAGUCCUGGCUCCACACACUCUACGUCUAGCGGAUUCUCUUCAAGACGCUCCAGCCAGGAUGGAUUCCAUCUUGAAGAGCUAUCCCCAGUCCAGCAGCAACUAUCGGAGAUCAACAACCGCUACAGUCUGCUCGGCACCAAGCUUUCAGACAGGACUGCUGAGCUGGACGCCGUGAGAGAAGAGCUCAGAAAGCAUCUCGACAGUCUGAGGGCGCUUAACACUUUCUUAGACAAGGUUCAACGCCAGCUGCCCAAGGAGUCUGUUCCCAACACGAAGGAGGAAGCCGAUAAGACCAUUAAGCAAGCUCGCGCCGUGCUCGAAGAGAUGUACGAGAAGCAAAGCAUUCUCGACUCUACUAAGACUCAGGUUCGCGAGCUUCUUAAGCGCAAACAAAGCGUACUGGGCGCUGACAGACUGCACGACGAGAUGGAAGAUGUCGCGUCCAGAUGGAAGGCGCUGCACGACGCCUUUAAGGACAAGAUCCGCCUGAUGGAAGAGAUGAAGGACUUCCACGACACUCACAGCAACCUGUCGCAGUGGCUGCUGGCUAAGGACCGCAUGAUGGCCGCGCUCGGGCCCAUCUCCUCAGACUCCAGGAUGGUGCAGACGCAAGUGCAGCAGGUGCAAGUCCUCCGCGAAGAGUUCCGUGGCCAGCAGCCGCAGCUGGCUCAUCUCGAGGAAGUGGGUGCUGCGGUACUGGACCGCCUCGAACCCUCGUCUCCCGACGCCAACAAGCUGAGGCAGAAGGUCACUGAUGUUCAGGAUAGGUGGAACGAUUUGUUGAACAAACUGGAACAACGCGCAGACAGUCUGGGCGCGAUGGCGGACACGUCGCGCGAAUUCGACGCGGGACUCGCGCGUUUACGCGACGCUCUGCAUGCCAUCGCCGACAAACUCGACGACACGGCCACUGAGACUGAGCCUGAUGAACUGUUGAGGAAGAUUGAGAACCUAGAACGCCAACUAGAAGGUCAGCGACCUCUCCUCGCAGACCUCGAAGGCGCCGGAGCAGCGCUAGCUCAAGUGCUCUCCGACCCGUCCUCCAGGCAGGACAUACAGAGCAAGUUGGCAGCUGUGGCCAGACAGUAUGAUAACCUGCAGAGGAAACUGGACCAUAGGAAGGCGGAAAUAGAGGCUGCUUUGAAGGACGGCCGCAACCUAGAAGAGAACGUAGCCCGCACCCUAGGCUGGCUGCAAUCGGAGCUGAACUCCCUACCCUCGCGGCUGCAAGUAUCAGCCGAUGCCACUAAGCUGCAGCAGCAAUUGGAACGACAUGAGCCGUUAUAUAGAGAGCUGACUCAGAGGGAACAUGAGCUUAUUAUGUUGUUGGAUAAAGGCCGCGAGAUGGAGAAGAAGCCAGCGCAUCAGAACUUGCGCAAGGAUCUCGACAGGAUUCAGACGCAAUGGGACAAACUCAAACGCGAGACUGUCGAUAGACACACUAGGUUGCAGACUGCUAUGGAGCACUGCCGCAAAUUCCACAAGGCACAAGAAUCCUUCGUACCCUGGCUCUCAGACCUGGAAGACAGGCUCGCUAAGCUGCCAGCCACCGCUUUCACGAAGAAGGAGGUUGAAAAGCAGCUGCGAGAACUGCAGCAGAUCAGAAAUGAUAUCUGGAAGAGGUCUGGUGAAUAUGAGAACAACAAGACGCUUGGUGAGACGUUCAUCUCGGCGUGCGAUGUAGAUCAGGAUGUGGUCAGGAAGCUGUUGGAUAGCAUGAAGGAGAGAUGGGAUAGGAUUAACAACGAAGUGCUUCAACAAGUAGAAUUCCUAGAAACAACAGCUCGCAAGCUCGGCGAGUUCGCCGAACGCGUCCGAGCGGUCGACACUCCGCUGCAGCGCUGCGAGGAGCGACUGCAGGAGGCUCUCGCCGCGCCGCCCGCGCAGGCCGCCGAGGCCGUCGCCAGGCUCGCCGACCAGAUACAUGCGCUUAGAGCGCCACUACAGAGCAUCAACUCAGCAGCGGACGACAUAGUGUCCCUAGCUCUGGAAUGUUCCGGCCGUGAUGCGGCGUCCCGCGCUCGGGAAGUGCUGGAAGAACAGGCUCAGGCUCUGGCUGAUAGGCUGGAAGACCUGGAAGCUAGGGCUGGAGAUGCUAAGGGCAAGAUGGCUGGUGCUGCUGCUGCUAUGACGCUUUUCCAGGACAAAGUAAAGAACCUCUCCCACGACCUAUCGGACUUAGAAAAGGAACUAGACGGCAUGAAGCCCCCCGGACGAGACAUAAAGACCGUCCGCCAACAGUUGGACGACAUCGGUCGAUUCUACAAGCGAUUGGAGAAGGCCGAUGACCUCGUCGGAGAUACUGAACGCGCGGCCGAGACGUUGGUCGACAGUGGGUACACUGUUGAUAGUGCUAAGACUAGGGAUCAGGUGGAAGGACUUCGCAAACAGCUAGCGAAGUUGGACGAACGCGCUCGCUCCAAGGAACAAGAUCUGGACGAUACGCUCAGCAAACUGGAGGCAUUCUACAAAGCUUACGAUUCCGUCAUGGAUGAUGUUAGCGAGGCCGCAGAACAAGUCAGAAGCCUCAAACCUGUCUCCUCAGAAGUCGAACAGAUCAGAUCCCAACAGAAAGACUUCGCAGAACUGAAGCGCCGAACCCUGGAGCCUCUCGGUCAGAACGUGGCUCAUUGCAACAAGAUCGGCCAGGGGUUGGUCCGGUCGGCUUUGCAGGGAGUUAAUACCCAGGUGCUAGAGAAGGAUCUGGAGAAAAUGAAUGACAAGUGGAACGCUUUGAAGGAGAAGAUGAACGAGCGCGAACGUCGCCUCGACGUAGGUCUCCUACAAUCGGGCAAGUUCGCCGAAGCUCUCGCUGGCUUAGAGAAAUGGCUCGCUGAUACCGAAGAUAUGGUGAACAACCAGAAACCACCCUCCGCUGAUUAUAAGGUGGUUAAAGCUCAGCUGCAGGAACAGAAGUUCCUCAAGAAAAUGCUAAUGGACCGUCAGAACUCGAUGUCCUCGCUAUUCGCGAUGGGUAACGAGGUGGCGGGCGGCUGCGAGGCUGCCGAACGUAAGGCCAUAGAGAAACAACUGAAGGGCCUGAUGCAGAGGUUCGAUGCUCUCACUAAUGGUGCUCAGCAGAGGAUGCUGGAUCUUGAGCAGGCUAUGAUGGUCGCGAAGCAAUUCCAGGAAGAACUGCAGCCGCUGGUAGAAUGGCUCGGCACUACAGAACGCAAGGUGAAGUCGCUGCAACUCGUGCCCACUGACGAGGAGAAGAUACAGCAUAAGAUCAGGGAGCAUAAGAACUUACACGAGGACAUAAUCUCGAAGCAGCCCGCGUUCAAGCAACUAACGGAAACUGCCUCCACUCUGAUGGGACUGGUCGGUGACGAUGAAGCCACAGCCUUGGCUGACAGGCUGCAAGCCGCUACUGACAGAUACCAAGCCCUAGUAGACCACAGUCUCAACAUCGGGGACCUUCUGGAAGCAUCCCGCAAGGGUCUCCGUCACCUAGUGCUGACCUACCAGGACUUGUCUGCCUGGAUGGACUCUAUGGAACAAUACCUGGCUAAGAGGAAGAUUCUGCCCGUCCAUAUGGAGAAACUGUUGAGGCAAAUGGAUGAGCUCGCUGAAAAAACCGAAGAGAUAGCAUCCAAACAAGAAGCGGUAGACAGCACAGUGGAAUCCGGCCUGGAACUCAUGAAGCACAUAUCUGGUGACGAGGCUCUACAGCUGAAAGACAAGCUGGAUGCUCUACAGAGGAGAUACAACGAUCUGACUAGCCGGGGCGCUGAGUUGUUGAGGGUGGCUUCGGAAACCUUGCCGCUGGUGCAGCAGCUUUAUAAUAGUCAUGGCAGACUAACCGACUGGAUGGCUGGAGCGGAAUCGUGCCUACAAUCAGUGGAGCCUCGUGAGGAAGAUAUUCUCCGCCUUGAAGCUGAGCUGCAAGAGUACAGACCCGUGUUGGAGAACAUCAACCAGAUUGGGCCACAGCUGUGCCAGAUUUCCCCCGGAGAAGGCGCGACACACAUUGAGAGCAUAGUGACGCGCGACAACCGACGCUUCGACGCCAUCGCAGAACAAGUGCAGCGCAAGGCUGAGAGACUGUUGCUUAGCAAGAAGCGUUCCCUGGAAGUGGUAGGCGACAUGGAAGAAGUCCUAGAAUGGCUACGCGGCGUAGACUCCGCGCUACGAGCCGCCGAGCCGCCGUCCUGCGACGCGCCGACAGUUCGCGCUCAGCUCAAGGAACAGAGGCCGUUGAGUGAUGACGUAGCGGCGCAGAGAGUUAGGGUCAGGGACCUGCUUAGUCAGGCUAAGAAGGUCCUCCGCGAAUGUCAGUCAUCAGAAGAGACAGCCGUCAUCCGCGACCGCAGCGAGGAGCUAAAGGAGAUGAUGGAGGAAGUGGGGCAUCUCAGCGCGGAGCGACUCGCCGCGCUUGAGCAAGCGUUGCCGCUUGCUGAGCACUUCGCUGAUACACAUCAUGGUUUGUCAUCAUGGCUGGACGACAUGGAGAAACAGAUUCAGAUGCUGGCGAUGCCGGCGCUUCGACCCGAACAAAUCGUUCAGCAGCAAGACAAGAAUGAAAUGCUGCAACAAUCGAUCAACAACCACAAACCACUAGUAGACAAACUGGUGAAGACGGGCGAAGCGCUGUCGAAGCUCUGCGGAGACGACGACGCCGCUAAAGUACAGGACAUCGUCGACGGCGACUGCGAGAGAUACAACGCGCUUAGAGCCGAACUCAGGCAGAGGCAACAGGAACUCGAGCAGGCAUUACAAGAAUCGUCUCAGUUCUCUGACAAGCUGGAAGGCAUGUUACGCGCUCUGUCGGGCGCCGCGGACCAGCUGCACCGCGCCGAGCCCGUGUCCGCACACCCGCCCAAGAUUGAAGACCAAAUCGAUGAGAACAACGCUCUAGUAGAAGAUCUAGAGAAGAGAACGGAAGCUUACAACGCGGUACAACGCGCGGCGUCUGACGUCAUCAGCAAGGCCAACAAGAGCGAUCCAGCUGUGAGGGAUAUUAGGAAUAAGCUUGAUAAGCUUAAUAAACUAUGGGGCGACGUACAAAAAGCCAGUUCGGAACGAGGCAACUCGUUAGACGCCACACUAGAGGUGUCCCGUCGCUUCUGGGCGGCUCUACACGCCGUCAUGGCGCAGCUCGGCGAGCUGGAAGACACGCUGUGUGCGCAAGCGCCGCCCGCCGCGCAGCCGCGGGCUAUUCAGGCGCAGCAAGUUGCCUUGCAGGAGAUUAGGCACGAAAUUGAUCAUACUAAGCCUGAGGUUGAGAAAGUCCGCAAGACCGGAUCAACUCUCAUGUCUCUCUGCGGAGAACCGGACAAGCCAGAAGUGAAGAAACAUAUGGAAGACCUGGACAGCGCGUGGGAUAACAUCACCGCGCUGUAUGCGAGGAGGGAGGAGAACCUUAUCGAUGCUAUGGAGAAGGCUAUGGAGUUCCAUGAUACGCUACAGAAUCUCCAAGAGUUCCUCGACUCUGCGGAAGACAAGUUCUCCCGCAUGGGACCCCUCGGCUCAGACAUCGAUGCCGUCAAGCGUCAGAUCGCACAACUAGCCUCCUUCAAGCAGGAAGUCGACCCUCAUAUGGUGAAGGUUGAGGCACUUAAUAGGAGUCUUAUGAGGCAAGCACAAGAGCUCACUGAACGAACAUCUUCCGAACAAGCCGCCGCGAUCAAGGCGCCUCUAACCGAGGUCAACUCUCGCUGGUCGGCCUUGCUCCGAGGCAUGGUGGAGAGGCAGCAGCAGUUAGAACGAGCCUUACUGAGACUUGGGCAGUUACAACAUGCCUUGCAAGAGUUGUUGUCCUGGAUUGAGAAUACUUCGGCUACGUUGGAUACUUUGAAACCGGUUGCCGGCGACCCACAAAUCCUCGAAGUGGAGCUAGCCAAACUCAAAGUGCUAGUAAACGACAUCGCGGCCCACCAAGCGAGCGUGGACACGCUGAACGACGCCGGCGCACAGAUCGUGCAGCAGGGUACGGGUACGGACGAGGCUGGCGAGACCGCUGAGAAGCUUGCAACACUCAACAGAAAAUGGCGCGAAUUACAACAGAAGGCCAGAGAUAGGCAGACUGAGCUUGAAGAUGCGCUUAGAGAGGCUCAGAGCUUCAACGCGGAAAUCGGAGACCUGCUUAGCUGGUUAUCUGAAGUGGACAGCGUGAUCGCCGCUUCUAAGCCCGUCGGCGGCCUGCCCGAGACUGCCUCUGAACAACUCGAGCGGUUCAUGGAGGUAUACAACGAGAUCGAAGCGAACCGCCCGAAGGUGGAGGCAGUCCUGCAGCAAGGACAGGAGUACCUCAAGAAGCAGGAGCGCCCCAACCCCACCUCGCAGCUGCAUCAUAACCUCAAGAACUUGAAGUCACGAUGGGAUAAUGUUACUGCUAGGGCGUCAGACAAGAAGAUAAAGCUAGAGAUAGCUCUGAAGGAAGCGACAGAGUUCCACGACGCGCUGCAAGCCUUCGUGGACUGGCUCACCAGCGCUGAGAAGACUUUGACAUCUGCCAAACCCGUGUCUAGAGUCAUGGAGACGCUGCUUACCCAAAUCGAAGAGCACAAAUCCUUCCAAAAGGAAGUAGCUACCCACCGCGAGACCAUGCUACACCUCGACAAGAAGGGAACUCAUCUCAAGUACUUCAGUCAGAAGCAAGAUGUCAUACUGAUCAAGAACUUGCUGGUUUCCGUACAGCAUCGCUGGGAGAGAGUCGUGUCUAAAGCCGCGGAGAGAACCAGGGCUUUGGAUCAUGGGUUUAAGGAAGCUAAGGAGUAUAAUGAUAUGUGGCACAACCUUAUGAACUGGUUGAACGACACAGAACAACAACUGGAUACGUUCAAUGCUGAGGCCACUGUCAACGACCCGGAGAAGAUCAAACAGAGGUUAACAAAACACCGCGAGUUCCAAAAGGCUCUAGCCGCCAAACAGCCAGUCUACGACCAGACAAUGAAGACUGGUAAACAGCUGAAGGACAAAGCUCCUAAGGGCGACGAGAAUACUCUGAAGACCAUGAUGUCUGAUAUGAAGACCAAGUGGACUACUGUCUGCUCCAAGGCUGUUGACAGACAACGCAAGCUAGAAGAAGCGUUACUCUACUCAGGACAGUUCAAAGACGCCAUGUCGGCUCUGCUGGACUGGUUGAAGAAACAACAGAAAGAACUGGGUCAGGAUUCACCUGUACAUGGUGAUCUGGAUACAGUAAUGGCACUUAUUGAGCAGCAUAAGCAAUUCGAGGAGGAUCUUCACUCACGCGAACAACAAAUGCAUUCCGUCAUGAAGACCGGUAAAGAUCUAGAAGCAACGGUGCCUCGUGAAGACGCAGCAAGUAUUCGGCAACAGUGCAGUGAGCUGAAGACCGCUUGGGAGGCUGUUCAGUCUCUCAGCGAGAAGAAGGCUCAUAAGCUUGAGACUGCGCUUAAAGAGGCCGAAAAACUUCACCGUUCAGUGAACAUGCUUCUCGAAUGGCUCUCCGACGCCGAAACCAAGCUUCGAUUCUCCGGCCAGCUACCCGAAGGCGACCAGGAAACCCAACAACAGAUCCGCGAACACGAACGAUUCGUUCGCGAACUUAACGAAAAGCAGAGAGACAAGGAUGAUACUAUCACUCUUGCUCACUCUAUCUUGAGUAAGGCACACCCAGAUGCUGUUACUGUGAUCAAACACUGGAUUACUAUUAUUCAGAGUCGGUGGGAUGAGGUAUGGCAAUGGGCGAUGCAGCGUGGCAGCAAGUUGGAGACGCACAUGCAGAGCCUGAAGGACUUGGACCUGGUGCUCGAAGAACUGCUGCAAUGGCUCAUCGGGUUGGAGAACACACUGCUAUCACUCGAAUCGGAACCGUUACCGGAAUCGAUUGAGCUACUCGAAGGUCUCAUUGAGGACCACAAGGAACUGAUGGAGCAUACACAGAAGAGACAGAACGAGGUAGACCGAGUCUGCAAGGCUUACCAGGUCAAGAGUCAAAGCCAAGGUCGGGAGAGCACACCAAGGAAGGUUUCCGCCAAGACCGCCACUAAGGGAGCACCUGGUCGCGGUUCUCAGCACGACCUCAAUAGGGAGAGAUCGGUUUCGCCUGAUUAUUACGGAUCUAGGCGGUUCAGUCGCGUGAGCCCUGGACGAGAGACGCCUGAUCGAAACCUACCGCACUACGGCCCCAGGUUCCCGGCUAAGGGAAGCAGCAAAGGCGCCGAGCCUGAGUUCAGGUCUCCUCGCGUCAAGCAACUAUGGGACAAGUGGCGUACUGUGUGGCUUCUCGCGUGGGAGAGACAGAGGAGGCUGCAUGAACGUCUCAUGCAUCUGAAGGAGCUGCAGCGAGUGUCUAACUUCAGUUGGGAUGACUGGAGGAAGAGGUUCCUGAAGUUCAUGAACCACAAGAAGUCCCGUCUGACGGACCUGUUCCGCAAGAUGGACAAGGACAACAACGGUCUCAUACCGCGACACGAGUUCAUCGACGGAAUUAUCAACACCAAAUUCGACACAUCCCGCUUGGAGAUGGGCGCCGUUGCCGACCUGUUCGACAGGAACGGUGGCGGCCUCAUCGACUGGGAAGAGUUUAUCGCAGCGCUCAGACCUGACUGGGUUGAACGCCGUGGUCCUCCGACCGACGCGGAUAAGAUCCACGAUGAAGUGAAACGCCUCGUCAUGCUCUGCACUUGCCGGCAGAAGUUCAGGGUGUUCCAAGUCGGAGAGGGCAAAUACAGGUUCGGUGAUUCGCAAAAACUUCGCCUGGUCCGAAUCCUCCGGUCGACCGUCAUGGUCCGAGUCGGAGGCGGUUGGGUCGCCCUCGACGAGUUCUUGGUCAAGAACGAUCCCUGCAGAGCUGAGGAGUUUAUGGAGCAGCUGAGGCCUAUAUUUGAGGCUCUACGGCAGCGCGAGGAGCUUCCGUGUUCCUAUCCUCUGCACGUCGGUUCAACACAUGGCACUAAGCAGGCGUUCAUAUACGGCCACUCAAGAUCUCAAGGUUCCACCACGCCGGGCGCGCAUCAUUAUAGCCACCACCAUGGCUACCAGCCCUCUCCAGGAUAUCAUUGGGUAAGGGAGCGUACUGCUCGUUCCGUACCAAUGUCCGCGGGAGUAGUGGCUGGCAGAGCGUCGAGGUCUUCCCUGAGCGCUGGUACACCUGACUCCUUGAGUGACAAUGAAGCAGCAAGUGGACUUGGAGCGAGGUACAGGAAACCCAGCGUGCCAAGGUCAACAUUAACGCCCGGAGGAUCUCGACCAGGCUCAAGACCAGGUUCACGAGCCGGAUCAAAACCACCUUCAAGGCACGGAUCAAAUCUCUCUCUAGAUAGUACAGAUGACGUAUCGACACCAUCUCGCAUCCCGAUGCGUAGGGUGACGAAUACCAAGACGUCGAUAGCUCGCGCGGCCGCCAACGCCAGCAAGCUUGGCGUCACGACACCCAAUGGAGGAUCUCGACCGCGCACACCAACCGGCUUCCUGACCCCAGCUAGCGGAAGGUAUGCUACCGGCGGGAUGUACCGCACGUCAAGUAUACCGACACUGUCACCGGUGCCGGCGUUAGUGAGCUCGACACAUUCCCAGCCAUCCUCAAUGGCGUCCGAACAUCCCAAAUCCUUAUCCCAUACUCAUCCAGCAUUCCAAACACAAGGUUCCACAAAAAUUCCAGUUUACGUUGGCAACCGCUCUCACCGCUCCCCGUCCGUUGAGAGGCGAUUGAAAAUAUCCAGAAAAUCUCACUCUCGAGAAACUUCCCAAGAACCCAGUCCCACUUCCCAAGGCCCCUCGAGGAAGUCAGAGCAGAGAAGUCCCGAAGACGACUCCUCACUAUUCAGCAUAUCGGGAAUGACGAGCGACAAUGAAUAUGAGAGUAAUAUAAGCGAGUCGAGCGGCGAAGCGUCUAAGCCGACCCAGCGCGACGUUAAAGGGAGUGGGUCGUUUGCCUCUACUGAAGGACAAACGCCCGGCCGAAGUCGCAUCCCAGUACUAAAGGAUCACCAUACUAACAGUAAUACGAAUAGGCAAAGGACGCCCUCUGGGAGCACAACGCCAGUGCGAUCAGGUCAGCAGACCGCGGUGACUCGGCUGAUGAGGAAGCCGUCAGACUCGUCCGACGCGGGCACGCCUACCACGCCUGCCUCACGACGCGGUACUCCUGCAUCAUCUCGAACUACGGAGAAACGCGAACCAUUCCGACUUUAGACGAUAAAAAUAACGCCAACCCCACACACUUUGUAAUUGUGAACUUAUCAAAAUUAUGAAGUUGGGGAUAUCACCUACGCUAUGCAAGUCGCUCUGACGUUAAGCUAUUCAAUUUAAAAUCAUGUUUAAUCAAUUGCCAAAAUUAUUAUAUACCCCACCUUUAAAAUUUUUACCACGAGAGAGCGGCUCGCAUGGACGUGGGCAAGUGCCGACAUAACAUUUAAUAACUAACAUAAAUUAACCAACGCGCGAAUUAAGCCAAGCUUAAUAAAAAAAUACGCCAAUAUGGCUUUUAAUUUAAGUGAGAACAAUUUAUAGAUAAUGGUAUUAGUAAAACUUAAAGUCUGCACUUGUUGCCUUGUAUUUUUUUCUAAAAUCCGCGCCAGUUUUUGCACUUCGUAAUUUCUUGUUUUAUUUAUUUGUGCUGUCGAGAUUUACAGGACAUGUUUGUUCAUGAGUCGAUGUGAAUAAAAUACUUUCUCUUAUUUAUUGUCAACGUUGCCAUAAUUGUUAGUGUACCUAUGUUUUUGUAUGUAAAAUGCGUAUUAAUGUCUCUAUACAGAGGCUGGUAAAGUGUGAUGACGAUUUUAAUAUUGUUUUCUUUAGGGACCAUUUGGUUUAACGGAUUAAUGAAGAUAGGUGAUUGUUGACUAUGGCUUUGAGACUGUCGCACUCUUGCGCGUAUUUCGCCAGAUAUGCGUUCAGACAGAUGGUUUCAAAGCUAUCAUCCGCAAUCUGUUAAGGUGAUAAUAGAAUACUUUUUCUUUUGUAAUGCACAAUUAUGUGUUUCCCUUCAUAUUUUUAAGUCUUAUUUGUCAUAAGACCUGAUUUUUGAUUUGAUAAUUAUUCUUCUGUUUUAUACACUUUCUGUAUAUAAUUUAUGUAUUUAUCACAAUCUCAAAUCGAGAAAAGAAACAGAUAUUUCGUUUGAUAAAACAGUACUCCUGGCUUUCGCCAGGGUCGGGAGUGUCCUACGUGUUUAUAAAGGAAUCAAAAAUCUGAUCAUGAUGACCGAAAUAUUUAUAAGUAAAUCAAGUACAGUGUCGUAAAAGACGUUGUUUAUUAAAGCGCUAAGAAUAUUUUGAUAUUUAUUGAAAUAAUGCUUUAAAAUGUAACCUCUUUCAAAAUGUUAACCAUCGCUCACCAUUUAUUUGUAAGUUUUUAAUAUAAAUCUGUCCCUGUUAUUAAGCUUAAUUAUUAUUAUUACGAAAAAUUAUUAAUCUGGUCAUUUUUAUUUAAAUCAUUGUUAUAUUUGUUAUGUAAAAUCGUGGCAAAUCUACUAAAAGGCUUAUGAUAUUUUUUGUAUAAAAGGAUAUCGUUGCAUUACAACUGUUUAAAAUCUCAUAACAAAAUACCUAUCAAAUAAAUGAAAAGUAACAAUUA
Helicoverpa zea (corn earworm) is the source of this 30152-nucleotide messenger RNA. It is a transcript of the gene shot, whose product is annotated as microtubule-actin cross-linking factor 1. The record is from RefSeq and is a predicted model, not a curated record. Gene Ontology annotation, biological process: intermediate filament cytoskeleton organization; wound healing. Lineage: Eukaryota; Metazoa; Arthropoda; Insecta; Lepidoptera; Noctuidae. Gene Ontology annotation, cellular component: membrane; cytoplasm; cytoskeleton. Bases 645 to 28769 code for a protein of 9374 amino acids. The transcript has 109 exons. Gene Ontology annotation, molecular function: calcium ion binding; structural molecule activity; microtubule binding.